Pararge aegeria (speckled wood butterfly) is the source of this 2452-nucleotide messenger RNA. RefSeq names its product alpha-tocopherol transfer protein-like. Gene Ontology annotation, cellular component: membrane. Lineage: Eukaryota; Metazoa; Arthropoda; Insecta; Lepidoptera; Nymphalidae. The coding region runs from base 226 to 1158 and encodes 310 amino acids. The transcript has 8 exons. Gene Ontology annotation, molecular function: phosphatidylinositol bisphosphate binding. The record is from RefSeq and is a predicted model, not a curated record.
GGUACCAAAUGCUCAGUUUUUUUAAAUCGUCAAGUAUUGCAACUUUGCUUUAUGUAACUGUGAUUGUGAUAAUAUAAAACGUUAACAAGAAACGCCUUGCUUAUCGUAGAAUUAUUUCGUACAAUAGGCAUAAUAAAAAACCAAUAAAAUUAUAGUUAUUUGACUGUCACACAAAAGCGAAAGUUGUUGAACGAGUCCAUUGGAUGUAGUGCUAUGAAUUCAUGAAUGGCAUCAGCGGCGACUUUAGUUCAGCCUUCAGGAGAGAUGUGGAAGAAAAUUCGAGUGGAAUUGAAUGAAGACGUCAACACUCGUGACAGGGACCUAGCUGCAAUCAAGGACUGGCUUCGAAAGCAGCCACAUCUACCAGAUCAAUGGGAUGAUGGUCGCAUUAUGACUUUCCUCCGAGGCUGCAGUUUCUCUUUGGAAAAAUGCAAAAGGAAACUUGAUAUGUACUUCACAAUGAGAGCAGCGUGUCCCGAGUUCUUCACAAACCGAGAUGUGAAUAGGCCAGAGCUUGCUGAAUUAGUCACGAAAGUUCAAGGUGCUCCUUUGCCCGGUUUAACCCCAAAUGGACGUCGUGUUACUAUAUGUCGAGGUCUCGAUAAGAACAUUGAUGCAGACCAACUAAACAACAUCUUCAAGUUGGCGCUCAUGAUGGGCGACGUUAGACUGAAGGAAGAACUGGAAGGUGUUGGUGGCGAUAUAUACAUUCUGGAUGCUUCGGUAGUGUCACCCAGUCAUCUAGCAAAGCUAUCGCCCUCUGCAAUUAAGAAGUUCUUAAUUUGUGUGCAGGAGGCGUAUCCAAUUAAACUGAAAGAAGUUCACGUGGUGAACACAUCACCUGUUAUAGAGAGCUUAAUAAACUUCAUCAAACCUUUUCUCAAGGAUAAGAUUAAGAACAGAAUCUUCAUUCACUCUGACAUCAACACUUUAAAGAACCACGUACCGGAAGAGAUGCUGCCAGAAGAUUUCGGCGGUAACGGUUGCUCAUUGGAUGAAGUGAACAGUGCAUGGAUGAAGAAGUUAGAAGACUACACGCAGUGGUUCAAAGAUCAAGAGGCGAUUAAAGCAAACGAAGCUUUAAGACCUGGAAACCCUACUAAUUAUGACGAACUGUUCGGAAUUGAUGGCUCUUUUAGACAGUUAUCCAUAGAUUAAUGUUUAUCCAUAUUACUAUUUACACACGAAAAUAUAUUUUACAUGACAUGCGUCUAAGAUAAAAUUAAGAAAAAACACAUCUUUGUGAUACGUAAGUAAGUACGUAAAAGACGCUGCCUAGCCGUUUUAGGGAAACCAAUGUACCUUACUGAAAUCAAUUCCUGAAUAAUUUGAGGAAAAUAGAAAUAGACAUAAUCACAUACAAACUCUUACCCUACAACUCUGAAUUACAUUUAUGUUCUGUAAUGUAGCUCAAAAGCUAUUUACCAUAUAGGUACUACAAAAAUAUAACAAGCACUUAUUCAAACGUUAUAAAUAUACCCCUUCACUAAUAAACCUUGUUAAUCGGUUGUAUACUUACGCAAUGUUUUGUCUUCUUCUUUGGUAACAUGUAACAGGUACGCUGUUAAAAAAAAUAUAUUGUGUUAUAUAAAAUUAUAAAUAUAACCUAAAAUAAACUAUUUAAAAACUAAAUAAAAUCUAAAACGUCCUCGAAACCACCGCAGCGAGAAAAAAUAAUAAUAAUAAUAACAAUUUUUUUGUCUUCUUCUUUUGAAUAUCAAAUUUCUGAUUACUGAGAAAUCACUUUUCAACGAAUCCUAUCGUUUAUUUCUAAGUUUAUUUAAUUAAGAGAAAUUUAUAAUCUACACAGUUACUUUCUUUGUUACCGCAAGGCAAAAUUACAUUUAUUGACAUAUCGGCGGAUUAUUAAUAGCUGAGGAAAUAAUUAUAUGGGUAUUUUCUUAUAGGAAAUCUGUUAAAUUUAUUCCUCUGAAAUGUUAUAAAUCCAAAGUCAAAGCCCAACCAACACUAUUUACGAAAUUGUACUCGCAAUCAAAACAAGAGCUACUAGGGUAUCAGAAAUUUAAAGGUCUUAGUGGGAAAAUGAAGGCUUCUCAAAACAUAACAAGGCUUUUAUCAUAACAACCGGUACCAGGCGAACAUAGACUAUGAAGAGUUCUAAAUAAACACACUCCCCAAUGCUCUAAAAUGUACCUUUUACCCUUCACCCUUUUCUCCCACCCCUUUAUUACUACUACAUAGCAGUUGAAUGAAAAUGAAGGGUUCACAAACGGUAUACGUCGCAUUCGCAAAUCUUUGGGGUUGGGGUUUUAUUUUCUUUUGAUAAAUGAUUUAUUAUAAUAAAGUGGCAUAACCUCUUGUUUUAAGUGAAUUUAAUAAGGACCUGAUAAUUAGAUAGAUUUGUAUAUAAUAGACAUAAUUUGUAUCACAAUAAUUGUAUAUUCUUAAAAUCUCUUACAAUUUCAGUCAUUUAAUAGUAAAAGGACCAUAU